Messenger RNA from Penicillium verhagenii, 3165 nucleotides. RefSeq names its product acetyl-CoA synthetase-like protein. The transcript has 3 exons. The coding region runs from base 1 to 3165 and encodes 1054 amino acids. The record is from RefSeq and is a predicted model, not a curated record. NCBI's taxonomy places the organism in Eukaryota, Fungi, Ascomycota, Eurotiomycetes, Eurotiales, Aspergillaceae.
AUGACUCCUAUUUCCAUGGAUCCUUGCACUCAGCUACUUCCCAAUUUGGUGGAUCAUUAUGCCAAGACCAAGCCCGAAGCUGUCUAUGCCGAGUACCCUGUCAACCCUAUGAGCUAUGAUGACGGAUACAGACCCGUCACGUACAAAGCCUUUGCCAAUGCUAUCAACGGUGUCGCCCAUUGGUUAACGAAUAACCUGGGCCCCGGCAACGGGGAGAUAUUGGCCUACCUAGGUCCCAAUGACUUGCGGUAUCCUGCUUUGGUCUUGGGUGCUGUGAAAGCUGGCUACUGUAUGUUCCUGACCUCGCCUCGAAACAGUCUAGCAGCACAUCAAUCCCUAUUGGAUAAACUCAAAUGCACUACGCUGUUGGCUUCUAGCCCACGACUCCCUUUCGUUGCAGCUAUUUUGGAUGCUAUACCCCUCACAGUCAUAGAUGUUCCAAAUGUGGAAGAUCUCUUGACAACUGAAUAUCCAAUCUUUGAAUAUUCUAAGAGCUAUCCUAAAGAUGCUUCCGAUCGCCUGUUAGUGCUUCACACUUCUGGGUCUACCGGGAUCCCGAAGCCCAUCAUCUGGACCCAUGACAGUGCGGUCAAGCACAUGCAUAUGCAAAAGCUAGAAGUUCCGACAGGACAUGAGGGUCAGGACCGGAAGGGGUUCGGAAAAAGGAUGUACUUGACAAUGCCUCCAUUUCAUGCGGCUGGGAUUGGGCACAUCCUCAUAGUUACAAUGCCUGUUGGUGCAACACUCAUCAUACCCACAUCCGGUGGUCUUCCUACUGCUACCGCCCUUGUAUCUGCGAGAAAGCAGACCCCUUUUGACUGGGCCAUUGUCGUGCCAUCAAUUAUCAAGGAGUUGGCACAGGAUCCCGAGGCUUUGGAUUACUGCAGUUCCCAUCUGGAAUACCUGGUAUACUCCGGAGGUGACUUGCCGCAAAUGAUCGGAGACACAGUCGCGUCUAAGAUACCACUGAUGAACGGAUAUGGAGCCUCAGAGCUGGGUGUUCUGAGUGUAACUCACUCUCCAAUCCGCGAUCCCUUGAAAGACUGGCGUUAUCUCCAAUUUCAUCCUGAAUUGGGAGUGGAAUACCGCCAUGUCUCUGGAGAUGAGCACGAGGUAGUGUUAGUGCGCACCCCGGGGCGCCAAUGCCAUCAGUUCCCGUUUACAAUUUUUCCUGAUCGUCAGGAAUAUCGUACAAAUGACUUGAUGGUUCCUCAUCUUACAAAGGCCGGCCUUUGGCGCCCUUCCUCCCGACUUGAUGAUGUGAUUGUUUUCCUUAAUGGAGAGAAGACCAAUCCCGUCUCAAUGGAGCAACACAUUGUUGCUGCCAACUCAGAGGUCACUGGUUGUCUAGUCGCAGGUGCCCAGCGCUUCCAGGCUUCUCUACUUGUGGAACUGGAGGGCAAGACACUUAGUGCAAGUGAGCGUGCUGCUAUGAUCGAGAAGCUCUGGCCUAGUAUAGAGGAGGCAAAUAUUCCUGCCCCUGCUCAUGCCCGCAUUUCCAAGAGCCAUAUUCUGUUUACUUCGAGCGAGAAGCCAAUGCUACGUGCGGCCAAGGGAACAGUGCAGCGCGCUAGCACAUUAGUAUUGUACGCACAGGAGCUUGAUAAUCUAUAUGCUGAUGCCGAUAAGCUUGCGCAACUCGACGCCAGUUCAUCCCCCGGUCCCGGUGGAGUGGAUGAUGUCGCACAGGUGACGAGUUACAUCAGAGAAUCGAUUCUGGCUAUCACAGGCUGGAGUGCAGACAAAUUAUCUGAUAAGGAGAAUUGGUUCAACUUAGGUUUGGACUCUCUACAGGCGAUCACAGCAACUCGUGUACUUAAGCAGGGUCUUAAUGUUCCCAGCCUUACCCCGAAUGUAAUUUAUUUACAUCCGACUGUGGUAGGGCUGACACAGGCGCUUCGCAAUCUCCACAAGGACUGUCAAGAGACCACCGAAGCUAAGAUCCAAGGGCUCGUUGAGGAGCGUAAUCAGUUGCUCAAGGGGCUUAUCGAAGGAAUCAAGCCUCCCAAGGCUCAGCGCUCUGAAGCAUUGCCCGACUCUCAGACUGUUAUCUUAACCGGGUCCACCGGGCAGCUAGGCACAUAUAUGCUAGAUGUGCUGCUGAAAACCCCCCACGUGAAGCAUGUUUACUGCCUCAAUCGAGAUAGCCGCGCUCGUGAACGACAGCAAGAGCGUUUAGCUUCAUUCGGACUUGACUUUGUCCUAGACGAAGCUCGAGUAACCUUCUGGAAGUCAGAUCUCAGCAAGACGGAAUUCGGACUAAAACCCGAGCAGUUUGAAGAGAUCCAGCAGACAGCAACAACUAUUAUUCACAACGCUUGGACCGUGGACUUUAACCUGUCACUAGCCUCGUUCAAACCAAAUUUGGCAGGUGUACUGAAUCUGGUUAAUUUUAGCGGCCAAGCCACCUAUUCCCCCCAGAUGUUCUUCAUUUCCUCGAUGAGCUCGGUAAUAGGCCUCCGCACCGACAAGGGCCUCACCCCUGAGGAAAUCAUUGAAACGGCAUUGCCAGCACCAAAUGGCUACGCGAACAGCAAGUAUAUCUCCGAACAUCUACUGGCAUACGCAGCACAACAAGGAUUCAACCUCUCUUUUGCCCGUGUAGGUCAGGUAGCAGGGUCGAUCCGCGCCCGCGGGCUAUGGAACAAAUCGGAAUGGCUCCCUAGUCUUGUGAUAAGCUCAUUCCACUUGAAAGCUCUCCCAGAGACAUUAGGCGAGGUCAUAGACCGCGUUGACUGGAUGCCCAUUGAUCUUCUCGCGGAAAUCCUUGUCGACCUGUCUCUUCUGAAGAGCUCAGGGUUAAGUGUUUAUCACCCGAUGAACCUGCACCCCCUCUCCUGGAAGAAAGAUAUUCGAAGCCUGGUUGAAGAAGCCCUUGCAGCUCAAGGGGAAACAGUGGAAGUUAUUCCUUUACAGGAAUGGAUCCUCCGCGUUCGACGUGACCUCGAAUCCACAAGACAAGAUAAGAGCAAAGAGUUGCAGAUACAGCUUGCAAAGAACCCAGCCGCGAAGUUGAUCGACUUUUUUGAGAUUGUGGGGAAUCAGACAGAGACUGAUAAUUCGUUGGAUACACGGGUAACCGCGCGGGUCAGUGAAAAGUUACGGGAGGUGGAUGCUGUGAAGUCAGGGUGGAUUCAGAAAUGGGUAAAUGAAUGGUUGCACUAG